Sycon ciliatum is the source of this 3757-nucleotide messenger RNA. RefSeq lists its product as uncharacterized. Gene Ontology annotation, molecular function: calcium ion binding. Lineage: Eukaryota; Metazoa; Porifera; Calcarea; Leucosolenida; Sycettidae. Gene Ontology annotation, cellular component: membrane. The transcript is spliced from 10 exons. The record is from RefSeq and is a predicted model, not a curated record. Bases 223 to 2262 code for a protein of 679 amino acids.
GUGUGAUGAUGAGAGCGAAGUUUCACCUUGUUUAGUGCUGCCCCGGACCCUACAUCGCCCGGAGAUGUCAGUUUAUCGACUGCUCACGUAACAGAAUAUUGCUCCAGGGAGUAGGUAACUAGUUCACUGAAACGUAGAGAGAGGCAACCGGAGUAAAACUGCUCCGAUUUCACAACGAGCGUUGACGGUGAUUUGCCGCAACUGCGCGCAGUUUUCUUCAACAUGCGGAGGCACGCAGUUUCCUUGGCAUUCCUCGUUGCCGCAGCCUGUUCCGUGUCUCAAGGGCCGCAAGCAGUUGGCUCAGAAUCCGUGCAGCUUAUCGGUGGUCGUACCCCGUGGAUUGGCUAUCCCAGGAUAAUAACAGCCUCUGGUCAAUCUGCACUUCUCUGCGAGCGGUCAGAUUUCUCGGCAAAUCGGUCUCUAGACAACGCUGACGUCAUAUGCAAGCAACUCGGCUACCAGAGUGCAAUCGAUUUCUCUUCACUAGCCCCUGACACAAGUCAGAGUUUACUUCCCAUUGAUCCACAGGAUCUGCAUUUUUUUCGCUAUACGUCCAACCUGUAUUGCAAUGGCAGUGAACAGCGCUUGAUGGAUUGUUCCUCCAGCAGAAUCACAUCUAAUUAUCGUUCAUUUGAAUACAACCGGUGCGGGUAUUCAGAAAGACCCGCGGCGGCCAUUGUAUGCGAACACGGUGUUCGCCUUGUCAACGACCAGAGUGUUGCCCAGGGGCAUGUUGACGUGCAGUACAAUGGCGUGUGGGGCUCGGUGUGUGACAGUGGUUACAGUGGGCACAGCUGGAAUCCCGUGUGCAGAGAUUUGGGAUUCCACGGCGUCUACCGCGCUGGAUCGCAUCCAAUAACAUUUGGAGAAAAGAUUGUUUCGUCGGGCGCCAAUUGUACCGGUACGGAGUCAUCCAUCACCGAAUGCCAUCUGAACUUGGAUUUCCCCAAGACCUGUCCUGGAAACACGGCACUCUCUGUAUCGUGUGGACUGGUUCGCUUGAUGGAUCCAGGAAGAUCAUCCUCCUCUCUGUCUAGACCUAGCCGUGGCCGAGUGGAAAUCUUUGAUGGAGAGAGUUGGGGUACGGUUUGUGGAGACAGUGUGUGGAAGCAGCAGGUCACCGCAGACAUUGUGUGUCGGCAGAUGGGCUACCUGAAGGCACAGAGAUUUGGCGAACGGCGGUUUUCCGCUGGCGCUGGGGCUGUGCUGAUGCGACUGAGGCAUUGUCCCAGCAGCGCACGGUCGAUCUUUGACUGCGAGUUUGACACAGGCCCUCGCCACGCCGGCUGCUCAAACUCCGACGCCUUUGUGGAAUGUCAACCCAAUUGCCCGUACACGCCAUCGAUAGAAUACGCAAAUGAAACACUAAUGCCUCGCCGCAGGCUCAAGGCAGGGGAGUCUAUGGCGGUGUACUGCGAACGUGCUUACUAUCCCACACGACCAUACAUCCACUGUAGGUACAGGGCUAGGAAUGCCAGUAGCACCCUGUCCAGCGCGUCCUGUGCACGAAUCACGUGCAGCCCGAGCUCCCACCCAGAAAACGGGCACGUGAUCGUAAACAACUACCCACUUCACCGGAGAAAGUACAUAUGUACGCCGGGCUAUGAGAGGCGUGGCAGCGAGAUUCAGGUCUGUGUCCGAAGGAAUGGUCAGUCUGUUUGGGACAGCCCUCCAGCAACCUGCGUUGAUGUCAACGAGUGCAGCAACGGAACAUUACACCAUUGCUCUUCAGGGGGUGCCACUUGCCAAAACACUGACGGGUCAUUUGAGUGUGUCUGCACGUCAGGUCACUAUCUGAACUCUCCUUUCCAGCUAUGUCCUGAUUCUGAGCACACACAUGCCCCAACUACUUCCAAGGAACACAGUCCCACAGAGUUCCGCAUCAUAGCGGCUACGAUGGGAUCACUAUUGCUGGUCGCUAUCACCUUCAGCACCGUCCUGACCGUCUGCUAUCACAGAAAGGCCAAGGCUACCGUGUUUGCCACGGCCGCUCUGGACAUGGCGUUGAUACAGAACCGCGAAUCCAACCCCCAGAGAUACAGCAUGGCUGCCGGCCAGGGCACCACCGACAAUGCUAAUAGCAGCCCAAUGUACGAUGUGCCGACAUCGAAGCCUGAGCAGCAACAUCAGCAGCAGCCUGAAGAGGCUCGCUAUAAGCAGCCGAAUAGCCGUUGCUUGUCACCCACAAAGAAGGAUCCUUCACCACCAGACUCCCCGGAUACUCUCAUCAAUGUAAAAGAAUCUUCUGAUCUGAACGAGUAAUGCCUCUACAGUCACUUCUCUCUCUCUCAAGCAUUCUCACUUCUCUCUACACCGGUGUCAUUGCCCUUUCUCACUCUUUCCUCUCUAUGACACACACACACGCACGCGCACACACACACACACACACACACACACACACACACACACACACACAAGCACACAUAUACACUUUCUCUCUCACAUAUGCACAAACUCUCUCACCGCCCCCCCCCCCCUUACACACACACGCGUGCAUAUACACACAUAUGCACACACACACACGCAUGCAUGAAAACAAACAAACACACACACACACACGCACACACGCACACACAAAUACCAUGUAUCAUGUACACGUCCGUCGCAAGAGAAGCAGCAAAUCUGCAAAUGCACUGGAUGUCCACCUACAGAUUUUCUCUUAUAGCAACGAUAGUGGAUCUGAUUCUGAAUGAAACAGAUCAAGACUGAGCGCCAGAUAACUGUCUAUUCCACACAACUGCCGAAGCCACGUGAAUCGACCCCCAAUGCACACCUGGUCUACACCACACGGCCCGGAGCACACUGGAAAAGGACGUGUAGGGUGUGCAUAGGUACCAUACGCACCUUUACCCUCCCCCUCACAAACACACAUACCCUCCUCCUCCCCCCCUCCACAGACACACACACAUGCCUAUCGCCGUAGCGAUGAUGGCAGCAAUAUCUGCUGAACAUGGCAAGAGCUGCUGGGAAUGUGCUUUUACCAUAAAGAUCUUGGAAGGCCGAGGAAUCCACCACCACCGCUAUCUUAUGGCCGCCCACAGGUGCAUCCUCUGUAUGUAUGGCUGUCUGUGUGUCUGUCUGUGUGUCUGUCUGUAUUGCUGUCUGUGUGUCUGUCUGUUUGUCUGUCUGUGUGUGUGUGUGUGUGUGUGUGUGUUUCUGUCUGUCUGUCUGUCUGUCUGUCUGUCUGUGUGUAUGUCUGUGUGUUUGUCUGUGUGUCUGUCCACGUGUCUGUUUGUGUGGCGGUCUGUGUGGCGGUCUACCACACAAACAGACUAUACUUUCCUUCCGCCUGGUUCUUGUUGUUUGUUCAUUUAUGACUUAUCAAAUUUCUACAUUAGUGCAACAGUAACUGAUGUUGAAACGUUUUCAAAGACGGUUUCCAGUCUCGUCACUUUAAUAAGCUUUUAGGAGCUUCCAUUUUAAUCACUUUUACCUUUAAUUUGCUUCAAGUUUAAUCUGUUAUUAGCAUCCGAUCGCAUUACUUUUUUUUAAACCUUUUAUCAGCUUCCAGUCCCAAGACUGUAACUAGCUGUUAUAGCUGCCAGUCACAUCACCCUACCGUUUAAUUUUCUUUCAGUUUAUCCUGUUAUUAGCUUCCGAUGACAUUACUCAAAGUACACGUACCUUCAGUGGAUUCACUCUAAACCGUUGCUAGCAGCUUCAAGUUCCAGUCACAUGACUCUAAUCGCUUUCAGUCGCAUCACUCUAAAUUAACCCCUGCUGCUCUAUCGUGCAAUAAGCAUCUCUUACGUUCUAA